AUGGCCAGCUUGAAGACAUCAGAGGAAGACCAUCAUCUCUAUCCGGGUAGGGUCCGCCCAUUAAUUGGUGUUUGGAGACAUAGAUCCUUGUUCCCCCUAUCGACUGAUUCUAAGGUGACCUACAUUGUAAUUUCACUGGAUUGCCCACCUCCGCGCAUUUUAGCCGCUCAACUCUUGAAACCCCACGACAGAAAAACAAGAUUUGUUAAUGCAAAAUUAUUUGCUAACACGCCAGUGAUCGUAGAUCUACCCGUCUCUUUGCAAGCUCAAUUGAUGGCGAACACAUCGCGAUUAUAUUUAACUUGCAUUCGGAACACUCUUGAAGCUGCAAUGUGCCUGCAGAAUUUUCCUUGUCAAGAAGUUGAAAGGCACAACAAACCGGAAGUAGAACUUAAGACCAGUCCAGAACUUCUACUUAAUUCUGUGUUGAUCUAUAUGAAUGAGGCUGAGAAAUGUUUGAUAGAAUCAUCCAUAAAUUCUCUGCGGAUAAGUCUUAAGGUAAAGCAGGCAGAUGAACUUGAAAACAUACUGACGAAAAAGUUCCUUAGAUUUUUAUCAAUGAGAGCAGAAGCGUUUCAAGUGUUGAGGAGAAAGCCAGUACAGGGUUAUGACAUCAGUUUUCUUAUAACUAAUUCUCACUGUGAAGAGAUGCAGAAGCAGAAACUUAUAGAUUUUAUUGUGCAGUUCAUGGAGGAUAUCGAUAAAGAAAUAAGCGAAUUAAAAUUAUCCGUGAACACACGAGGGAGGCUUGUUGCGACGGAGUUUCUGAAGCAAUUCAUUUGA
This is a messenger RNA of Fraxinus pennsylvanica, 783 nucleotides long. The record is from the annotation of a GenBank genome assembly. NCBI's taxonomy places the organism in Eukaryota, Viridiplantae, Streptophyta, Magnoliopsida, Lamiales, Oleaceae.